AUGGAAGACACUCCUUGUCCUGAUGUUAUUGUUAUUACAGCUGAUGAUGGAGAUGUCGAUAUAGCUGCAACAAUGGAUGACCUUGCUGGUGGUACAGCACAAGCAAAUGCAGCUAACAAUGAAGAACAAAUUCCAUUUACUAAAAGAAAACGGAAAAAGACUUCAGAAGUUUGGGAACAUUUUCGUGAUAUUAAGUUGGAGGACGGAACAGAAAUGUGUGAAUGUAUCCACUGUAAAGAAAAAAUAAAGAAACUUAAAGAAGGAACAACCACACCAUUGCUUAGGCAUGUUGCGAAAGAUUGCCCGAUUUUAAAAGGAAAACGAGAAGUACAAGAUUCUUAUUUUAAGCUUCAUAAAAAUAUCUUGAGUUUUGUUGAUGUGCCUCCACCUUAUUCCGGAGUAUGUAUAUAUGAUUCUCUCUUUAAGUGUCUAAAAGAGUGGAAUAUUGAAACAAAGGUUGCUACGUUAACGGUGGAUAAUGCUAGAACUAAUGAUGUAGUGGCUAAGAAGUUGAGGGAAAACUUGAAUCUUCAAGAAAAACUUGUUCUUAGUGGAACGUUGUUCCAUGUACGAUGUUGUGCGCAUAUACUUAAUUUGCUUGUUCAAGAUGGUCUAGCAGAAAUUGAACCUAUUAUUCACAAUGUUCGUGAAAGUGUGAAACAUGUGAAUGCGUCCCCGGGUCAAUUGCAUAUCUUUAGUGAGCUAGCUAAACAACUUUCAAUGUCAAAGAAGCAUUUGAUUCAAGAUGUUUCUACUCGAUGGAAUGCUACAUAUGCUAUGUUGUCUAAUGCUUUGGAGUUCAAAGAAGUGUUAGUAAAUUAUGCCGAUCAAGAGUCCACAUAUAAAAAUUUGCCAAGUGAUGAAGAUUGGAAGAAAGUUGAAGAUGUUUGCUCUUUUCUAGCACUUUUUGAGGAAACUACAAAAAUCAUUUUAGGUUCUGAAUAUCCUACAUCCAACUUAUUUCUUAGCGAGUUGUUUGGAAUAAAGGAAGCUUUGGAUGCAGUAGCUUUAGAUGGAAGUGAAUAUAUGAAAUCAAUGGCCAUUAAAAUGAAGACAAAAUUUGACAAAUAUUGGGGUGAUUGUAAUUUUUUGAUCUCAAUUAGUGCGGCUUUGGAUCCAAGGUAUAAAAUGAAAUUGAUCGACUUCUAUUUCAGGGCCAUAUAUUCUGACAAUGAGGCUCCUCGACAAAUGCAAAUAGUUCGGGAUACUUUGUAUCUAUUAUUCGAAGAGUAUGUUGAUGCCCAUAAAGCAUCGGUUGUUGCUUCAUCAAGUAGUGGAACAAACAGUGGUGUUGCCACUCCCAAGAAUAGUUUUGCUUCGUUAACCGGACGAUUGGGUAGAGGUCUUAAAACUGGGACAACUAAAUAUGAUCAACAUAUUAGAAGUGUCGAUAGUUUUACUGCUUCAAAAUCAGAACUUGAUACUUAUUUAGAAGAUGGAGUUUACAUUGGUGAACCAGGUGCAGAUUUUGAUGCAUUGGCAUGGUGGAAAGAGAACAAUUUGAAGUUUAGAAUUCUUUCCAAAAUGGUUGCCGAUAUCUUGGCAAUUCCGGUCACUACUGUUGCGUCCGAGUCUGCUUUUAGUGCUGGUGGGAAGGUUAUUGAUCCACAUCGUUGUUCUUUAGGAAGAAACAUGGUAGAUAUGCUUAUUUGUGGAGCUGAUUGGUACAGACAUUAUUAUGGGUUAGAGAGAAAGAAAAACAAGAAAAAUGAGGAUAUUGUAACUAUUGAACUACCUUGA
Lactuca sativa (garden lettuce) is the source of this 1740-nucleotide messenger RNA. Its product is annotated as zinc finger BED domain-containing protein RICESLEEPER 2-like. The record is from RefSeq and is a predicted model, not a curated record. Gene Ontology annotation, molecular function: protein dimerization activity; DNA binding. Lineage: Eukaryota; Viridiplantae; Streptophyta; Magnoliopsida; Asterales; Asteraceae.